Molecule: messenger RNA, 1482 nt
Organism: Miscanthus lutarioriparius
Lineage: Eukaryota; Viridiplantae; Streptophyta; Magnoliopsida; Poales; Poaceae
Source: the annotation of a GenBank genome assembly
AUGGCGCUCCUCGUCGAAGGCCUGGGCACCGCCGGAGACACGGCCAUCGAGGAGUACAUCGUCGGGCCCCCGGGCCCCGCCGACGAGAACGCCAACGCGACAGUCCUGUACGGGCCCGAGCGCGGCAUGUCGUGGGUGGCGCAGCCGCUGCCGCUGGGCGCGCAGGGCAGCAUGCUGGGCAGCGCCAUCGGCCUGGGCUCGCGCCAGGGCAGCAUGCUGGACCACCUCAAGGACCCCGUCGUCGCGCUCCUCGGCAGCGUGCACGACCUCAGGCCCCCCGUCGCGGCCGACGCCACGAGCACCCGCGGCAGCAUGCUCUUCUCCAACCUCGGCAGCAUGCUCAGCUUCCACGACAACAAGCAGGCGCCCCUGGACUGGGACGAGGAGAUCGCCGGCUGCCAGUCGGACGACGAUGCCAGCGGCACGGGGGAUCUCCGCGCGCCGCUGCUGGACGCCCGCGGGCUGAGCAGCAUGACGGGAGGAGGCGACACGGCCACCACCAUGGGCAUCGGCGGCGGCUGGCAGCUGGCGUGGAAGUGCCCGGACGGGCCGGAGGGCGGCGUGAAGAGGAUGUACCUGCACGAGGAGGCGGGCGGCGGCGGCGGCGAGGACAGCGUGCACGCGGCGGCGCUGGUGAGCCAGUCGGCGCUGUACCUGCACGCCGCCAAGCAGCAGGGGGACGGGGAUGUACACGGACCGUCGUUCGUGCACCCGGCGGCGGUGUCGGAGGAGGCCGCCGGCAGCGGCGGCGGGGCGCGGUGGCGCGAGCUCCUGGAGCCUGGCGUGCGUCACGCGCUGGUGUGCGGCGUCACCAUGCAGGUGCUGCAGCAGUUCUCGGGCAUCAACGGCGUGCUCUACUACACGCCGCAGAUCCUGGACCAGGCCGGCGUCAGCGUGCUGCUGGCGAGCCUGGGGCUGAGCGCCGACUCCACGUCCAUCCUCAUCAGCGGCCUCACCACGCUGCUGAUGCUGCCCACCAUCGGCGUGGCGAUGCGGCUCAUGGACGCAUCGGGGCGGCGGAGCCUGCUGCUGUGGACGAUCCCGGUGCUGAUCGCGUCGCUGGCGGCGCUGGUGGCGGCGAGCGUGGUGCCGAUGGCGGCGACGGCGCACGCGGCGGUGGCCACGGGGAGCGUCAUGGUGUACCUGUGCUGCUUCGUCAUGGGGUUCGGGCCCAUCCCCAACAUCCUGUGCGCCGAGAUCUUCCCGACGCGGGUGCGGGGGCUCUGCAUCGCCAUCUGCUCGCUAGCAUUCUGGCUCGGUGACAUCGCGGUCACCUACAGCCUGCCGGUGAUGCUCAGAUGGGUGGGGCUCACUGGGGUGUUCGGCUUCUACGCCGUCGUCUGCUGCCUGGCGCUCGCCUUCGUGGCGCUGCGAGUGCCGGAGACCAAGGGCCUUCCCCUCGAGGUCAUCAUCGAGUUCUUCAACGUCGGAGCCAGAGGACUGCCAGCCAUGGCGGCCGAUGCAGAGCAGGAUCACCGUUGA